Habropoda laboriosa is the source of this 1722-nucleotide messenger RNA. RefSeq names its product E3 ubiquitin-protein ligase RNF34. Gene Ontology annotation, biological process: negative regulation of extrinsic apoptotic signaling pathway via death domain receptors; protein K48-linked ubiquitination; proteasome-mediated ubiquitin-dependent protein catabolic process. The record is from RefSeq and is a predicted model, not a curated record. NCBI's taxonomy places the organism in Eukaryota, Metazoa, Arthropoda, Insecta, Hymenoptera, Apidae. Gene Ontology annotation, molecular function: ubiquitin protein ligase activity. Gene Ontology annotation, cellular component: plasma membrane; cytoplasm. The coding region runs from base 225 to 1088 and encodes 287 amino acids. The transcript is spliced from 6 exons.
CCUGGAUAAUUAUCAACUUCGAAUAGAUAAAAACCCGUUGAAAAUACUUCGUAUAAGGAGAGUAUGUUUCACUUUUCAUCUUUCUCUCUUAUAUUUUUAUACCGAUAUCGAUUAAUAUCGUACAAAGUGUAUAUAUUAUCAUGCGAUUGUAGAAACUUAACCUUUACAUUUUAAGUUGACAGAGGGUAUUUGUAUUACUGUAUUAUUCUUACAAAGCGGGGGGCAUGGCUUGUGAAACUUGUAAGGUAAAGUUCAGCCUUUUUACACGCAAGAAACAAUGUAUGGAUUGUUUGAGGUAUUUCUGUUCUGAAUGUGUGAUCAAACGAUUGGACAAGAUAUUCAACUGUGAAAGUUGUAAUCUAUUGUCUCGAAGACCUUUGAUACAAAAUCAAAUUGUACAAGUACGUUCUAAAGACUUGCGUCAGUAUCUGUUGGCAAAGAAAGUACCUAUUGAAGGAUGCAUCGAGAAAGAAGAUUUAAUAAAAUUGUUAAUGACAUUUGCUAACGGUACCAGUAAUUAUUGGAAUACAGAAGACGCAGAAAAUAUCCACGGUUCUCCUUCUAAUCAAUCGGCAACAACAAACUAUGAAUAUAAUGUACAGGACUUGAAUCAGAAUCGUGAAACGAAUGCUGCGACAAUUUCUAGAAUUAACUUUUACGCAAAUGGAAGAGCAGAAUCUAUACACUCGCAAGAUGAGAAAGUAACAAAAAUGUCUGAUACAUUUGUAGAGAGCAUUGUAGAUCCAGUGAAAUUAUCUGAUAUAAAUACGUUAUCAGAAUUGGAACAUUUAAGCAUGAAGCAGUUGAAAAACUUGUUGAGUACAAAUCGAGUCGAUUACAAAGGUUGCAUAGAAAAGUAUGAAUUAUUGGACAAAGCUUUCAAGUUAUGGGAAGAGUAUAAGCGGUCAAAAACAAAAGUGGAUAUUCCGGAUGCAGAUGUAUGUAAAAUCUGUUGGGAUGAACCUAUGGAAUGUGUAUUUUUAGAAUGUGGCCACGUGGUUUGCUGCCUCAACUGUGGUAAACAAAUGUCUGAAUGCCCAAUAUGUAAACAGUAUGUGGUGCGAAUAGUACGACUUUUUAAAGCUUAACAACAACAGUGCGAUUAUGUGUAAUAUUAUAGAAAUAACACUUAACGCGAAAGAUAAAAGAAAGAUCGAAUAAUGUUUACAACUGUCGAGAUGUCUCAGAUUUUAAAAAGUAAUUGCUUACUGGCGCAUUCUAUUCAUGGGGACAUAGACUGUAAUAUAGUUCUGAUUAUGUCGAACUUUUUAUAUUAAAAUUAAUUGUAAUUAUAUAACGUACGCUAAUAUGUAGCCCAAGUAUGUUUCAACGCUUUUAUAAAUUUUCACACCUUUUCCUUUAAAAAUAUGAACGAAAACGGUGGGACACUCAAUCGAGCCUUUAUCAAAUACUUGUUUCAUUGUACUUUCUUGGUGCGCUAUAUUUGAAGAUAUCGUAAAUUAAUAUAAACGCUCAGAAACGUGUCCUUUCACUCUUGUUUUAGAUUCACAAAAAAGAAAUUCAUUGAAAUCGGCGACCCUACUGUUGUGACCUCUCGUUAUCAAUUAAAAUUUAUCGAGUCACUACUUUGAAUUAACUACGUACUAUAUAUCAUACAUAAUGUAACGAUGUGUAUAGUAUAAGUAAAAUACUUUGAACCAUUCUACAUAUUCGACCAGCCGGAGUUACAUUCUUUCAUUUCAUUCAUCGAACCUUCGCUUG